CAGUUGGUAUCCUUGGAAGAGCUGAAGGCCUCCACUUCUCUCACAGGCCCCAUCUCCCAUCUAGACUACUCAACUUCUAGCUGAAGCUCAUCUUCGUGCUGUGGCGGCGGUGGAUCAGCACGGCUCAUCGGGUGGUUCCAUAACCAUCGUUCCCACAACCCGAUGUCUCCAUAACACUACGGCGUGACGGAGCCUGACUCGGACGAGAUCGGGUAGUUCCCGAUGGGGCAAUACAGGGUUCAGGUCUUAUUAUGUGGACAUUGUUUUUAUCGCCUCUUUUUUUCCCCUCUCGCUGUUCUUCUGCUAUCAGGCUGCCGUGCUGUGGCUUCGCCAGUAGCGCAGCGCUAUUCCACUGCGUAAACGUUCCGCUUUUGCGGUCGCGCUUGUGCUGCACCAGGGCUCGUAUGGACGCAGGACCGCAAAUGCCAGGGGUUGCCAUAUCGCAGAGCAGCGCGGCGAUUGGACGGCGCCGCACUGUCGAGAUGCAUAUUCCGUGCCAACGUUGCAUUAAACACAGCAGGACAAUGCAGACCGGUCUCUUGGCCGUGCAGCCUAUUUGCUUGCCCUUCCUCCUCGUAUCCUCGGUUGCAAGGGCUCCAUGCCAACACACACAUACACAAACUACUGCGUCAUUGAUGCAAGUUGCGCGCCUUUCUAGCACCGCUUGCCUACCCCUCCAGGCCAGGAUUGUUGUUGUUAUUUUUGCUUGCGUUUAGUGGGCUCCUUUCUAUUUGCAGUUUUUUUUUUUUUUUUUCUUUUCCUCGCUCCCUUGCAGGAGCUUGCUGCAGCAUCACGGCACACCCAUGCCCAGCCACACUUUCAGCUGGCAAAGUAGCAUUAGCAAA
This is a messenger RNA of Trichoderma asperellum CBS 433.97, 845 nucleotides long. NCBI's taxonomy places the organism in Eukaryota, Fungi, Ascomycota, Sordariomycetes, Hypocreales, Hypocreaceae. The record is from RefSeq and is a predicted model, not a curated record.